AUGAAGCACCUUGGCUCAAUGCUGUUUUUAGUAGGAUUAGCAAGCUACGCAAGUUUAUACGCUAACGCAGCGGCGAUUUCGCAGCCCUCUGUUUUGCCGGAAGCACCAGUCUUGCAGAAAACGGGCCAAAUUAAGGAGUGGGAGAAAGAAACUGUUCCAAAUGACCAAGCCAACAGUGAAUGUCCAUGUACACCGUUUAAUAUCUGGCUUGAUGUCUUCUUUCUUCUUGACUCUUCGUCAGCAAUGACAACGAGUGGCUUUCAGUUUAUCACCGCUUAUGUGGAAUCUGUUCUCUUUCGAAUGAGCGUUGGACUUGCUGACGGCCAACAAACGCGUGUUGGAUUUAUCACCUACGGGGCUAACGCGCACAUGCACUAUAAUCUCUCGCAUUGGGAAUCCUCCAACGAUGUAUUGAAUGAUCUGAAUUUAACUCUGAACAGCAGCGUGGGGACAAAUAUCGAAGCGUGA
Molecule: messenger RNA, 468 nt
Organism: Strongylus vulgaris
Lineage: Eukaryota; Metazoa; Nematoda; Chromadorea; Rhabditida; Strongylidae
Source: the annotation of a GenBank genome assembly